Daldinia childiae is the source of this 765-nucleotide messenger RNA. Its product is annotated as putative glutamine amidotransferase-like protein C13C5.04. Gene Ontology annotation, cellular component: nucleus; cytosol. Lineage: Eukaryota; Fungi; Ascomycota; Sordariomycetes; Xylariales; Hypoxylaceae. The transcript has 2 exons. The record is from RefSeq and is a predicted model, not a curated record. Bases 1 to 765 code for a protein of 254 amino acids.
AUGGGUUCUGUGUACAUCCCUCCGAUCCGCCUCGCGAUCCUUGAAGCCGACAACCCAGUUCCUGGAAUCAAAGCUAAAUACGGGUCGUACGGCGGGGUCUUCAAAUAUCUUUUUCAGAGGGCGUGUGCAUCUCUAGAGCCACCCCAACCCCUCUCUGCCAUACUCGAGCUCUCGUCUCACGACAUUGUAAAUCACCCUGACUCGUACCCGGAUCCCGAGACGAUCGACGCCAUCCUCAUCAGCGGCUCUAAGUACUCCGCAUAUGACAAUGACGAUUGGAUCGUCCGCCUCACUCAGUAUACGAGGCGGUGUCUCGAAGGCGGCCGCGUCCGAGUUAUCGGCGUCUGCUUCGGUCACCAGAUAGUUGGCCGUGCCCUUGGGGUUGAGGUCGGCAAAAAUGUUCGCGGAUGGGAGAUAAGCGUCACAGACCACGACCUCACAGAAGAGGGUAAGAAGCUGUUCGGCGUACAGAAGCUGGCAAUCCACCAAAUGCACCGUGAUCAGGUGUUCUCGUUACCCCCAGGCGCCAUCCAGCUGGCCCGCACAGACGUGUGCGAUGUGCAGGCCAUGUAUAUCCCGAAGCGAUUUAUCACGGUGCAGGGCCAUCCCGAGUUCACCGACGAUAUGGUGCGUGAGAUCCUCGAGAUGCGCCGAUAUGGUGGCAUUCUGGGCCCGGACAUCUUCGAGGACGGCAUGCGUCGUGUUAGUAAUAAACACGAUGGCAUCGCUGUUGCUAGGGCUUUCCUGCGUUUCUUACGACAGUAA